Messenger RNA from Racocetra persica, 138 nucleotides. The record is from the annotation of a GenBank genome assembly. NCBI's taxonomy places the organism in Eukaryota, Fungi, Glomeromycota, Glomeromycetes, Diversisporales, Gigasporaceae.
UUGUUAGAUCAACAAGAAGAAAAUAUAUUAACACAAUUAAUUUCUAAUGAAUUAUUAACUAAGAUUGCAAAUAAUAUUAAUAUUUGUGAAGCUAUUAACAAAGUUAUUCGUGAGAUCACAAAACAAAAAGGAUAUAUU